AUGGGCGCUUCAUUCAGCAAACUCACCUCUAAAUCCAAACCCUCGAAAACAACCGCGCCUGAAAAGAUGGGCUCCACACCAGCUUUCAAGCACUUCUCCAAAGUCCAGUCCGAGUUCAAGCCUCCGUUGAUUGCCAAUGAGAACGCCUUCCUCGGCGACGUCGCCAGCAGUGAAUCCAACGACCCAGAGAAGCCCAUCAGCUGUGGCAUCUACAGACUUGAGAAAGGCACUCCCCUCGUUUACACCUACACCUACCACGAGAUGAAGAUUAUUCUGGAGGGUGAAUUUGACAUCAGCGACGAGACUGGCCAAUCCGUUCAUGCUGUUGCUGGCGACGUUUUCUACUUCCCCAAGGGCAGUGUCAUCACCUUCAAGACCAACACUUACGGUUUGGCCUUCUACACCGGCCAGCGCAAGGAGGGUGCUGCUUAA
Messenger RNA from Fonsecaea multimorphosa CBS 102226, 432 nucleotides. RefSeq lists its product as uncharacterized. NCBI's taxonomy places the organism in Eukaryota, Fungi, Ascomycota, Eurotiomycetes, Chaetothyriales, Herpotrichiellaceae. The transcript is spliced from 2 exons. Bases 1 to 432 code for a protein of 143 amino acids. The record is from RefSeq and is a predicted model, not a curated record.